Molecule: messenger RNA, 1284 nt
Organism: Physcomitrium patens
Lineage: Eukaryota; Viridiplantae; Streptophyta; Bryopsida; Funariales; Funariaceae
Source: RefSeq, a predicted model, not a curated record
GUCCAUCCAGUUCUUCCCUCAACAGGAUCGGCCCUUCGUCGUCGCCGUCGUUUCCCACAAAUGGUGCUCGAUUUGUCGAUUCUCCUCACGCUUUGCUGAGAAUGAGCAUGCGAUUCCCUAGCUUUCAGAGUUUCGAGGGAUUUUGCAAUGGAGUGGAUUGUAGCUCCCGCGGUGAAAGCAGGAGACCGGGUGGCUAUCAUCGCGCCUGCCAGCCCUGUCUCAGUGGAUCUUCUCGAAGCCGGCAUUGCUGUACUAAGAUCUUGGGAUUUAGUGCCGGUGGUGCACCCACAAGUGUGGUCAAAGCAAGGGUACCUCGCGGGCUCCGAUGAAGAGCGAGCUGAUGCACUGGUUGGGGUGCUUGAUGAUCCCAGUAUUGCAGCCGUGGUGUGUGCCCAAGGUGGAUAUGGCUGUACAAGAUUACUAGAAUUGUUGCCGAUCUCUAGAAUUGGUGCUCACAACCUUCCCUCUAAACGCUUCUUUGGAUUCUCAGAUAUUACUGCCUUGCAUAGCUUGAUGAGAGUAGCGGUACCAGGAUAUGUGAGCUUCUACGCACCAAUGCUUGCAACAUCUUAUUUUGCAAAGAGCACGGAGCUAAGCCGAGAGUCGUUACGUUUAUCUAUGUUUGCUCCUAAUCUUCAAUCUGCUUGUCCGCCACUCAAGGGGCGAUGUUUACAGAUGGGACGCGCAAGGUCCACAAAUGGUGUUGUGAGUGGGCGCCUCGUUGGGGGAAAUCUGACUGUCUUCACUAAUUGUCUUGCAACUCCUUGGCAGGAAGAUAUGGAGCGCUGCAUUCUGAUCCUAGAAGAUGUUCAUGAGGCGCCUUAUAGUGUGGAUCGCAUGUUCACUCAUUUAAAAUCAGUGUCUCCCGACCAGGAGGUGCUUAAAAAAAUAGAAGCUCUCGUUCUUGGAGAUUUUGGUGAUGCAUUGCGGAGGAAUUAUGAAGAACUAGCCUGCGCAAACAAAAUGGUUACACAAGAGACGGUGGAGAAGUGGUUCUGGCUUGAACAGAUGCGUUUGCCACCAGAUCUUCCUGUAUUGUCUGGCCUUCCAAUAGGCCACAUUGGGGACAAUAGAGUAGUCCCGCUUGGUGCAUUUGUGGAUGUUAAUUUGAGAACAUGUAGCUUGAGUGUAUCUUCCUUAGUUGGUCGUCCCUCACACAAUAGUCGUUUGUAAUUCAACGGCAACAUCUUCUAGUCGUGCAGUUAAAUUAGUGUACCAUGUGUGUAGAUGGGAACAAUACCUUUUUUUGGAAAAUUAAAUUAAAAUAAUACUUUCAUGACUGAA